Urocitellus parryii (Arctic ground squirrel) is the source of this 2906-nucleotide messenger RNA. It is a transcript of the gene Eif2s3, whose product is annotated as eukaryotic translation initiation factor 2 subunit gamma. Gene Ontology annotation, molecular function: GTP binding; translation initiation factor activity; tRNA binding. NCBI's taxonomy places the organism in Eukaryota, Metazoa, Chordata, Mammalia, Rodentia, Sciuridae. The record is from RefSeq and is a predicted model, not a curated record. Gene Ontology annotation, cellular component: eukaryotic translation initiation factor 2 complex; cytosol. Gene Ontology annotation, biological process: formation of translation preinitiation complex.
GCCGCCAGAGCAACUUCCUUCCUCUCCGGGCAAGAUGGCGGGGGGAGAGGCUGGAGUGACUCUGGGGCAGCCGCACCUUUCUCGGCAGGAUCUCGCCACCUUGGAUGUUACCAAGUUGACGCCACUAUCACAUGAAGUUAUCAGCAGACAAGCCACAAUUAAUAUAGGUACAAUUGGUCAUGUAGCUCAUGGGAAGUCCACAGUUGUAAAAGCCAUUUCUGGAGUUCACACUGUCAGGUUCAAAAAUGAACUAGAAAGAAACAUUACAAUCAAGCUUGGAUAUGCUAAUGCUAAGAUUUAUAAACUGGAUGACCCAAGUUGUCCUCGGCCAGAAUGUUAUAGGUCAUGUGGAAGUGGCACACCGGAUGAAUUUCCUACAGAUAUUCCAGGGACCAAAGGGAACUUCAAAUUAGUCAGACAUGUUUCCUUUGUUGACUGUCCUGGCCAUGAUAUUUUGAUGGCUACUAUGCUGAAUGGUGCAGCAGUGAUGGAUGCAGCUCUUCUUUUGAUAGCUGGUAAUGAAUCUUGUCCCCAGCCUCAGACUUCUGAACACCUAGCUGCUAUAGAAAUCAUGAAACUGAAGCAUAUUUUGAUUCUACAGAAUAAAAUUGAUUUGGUAAAAGAAAGUCAGGCUAAAGAACAGUAUGAACAAAUCCUUGCAUUUGUACAAGGUACAGUAGCAGAAGGAGCUCCCAUUAUUCCAAUUUCUGCUCAGCUGAAAUACAAUAUUGAAGUCGUUUGUGAGUACAUAGUAAAGAAAAUACCAGUACCCCCAAGAGACUUUACUUCAGAACCCCGACUUAUUGUUAUUAGGUCAUUUGAUGUCAACAAGCCUGGUUGUGAAGUUGAUGACCUUAAGGGAGGUGUUGCUGGUGGAAGUAUUCUGAAAGGAGUAUUAAAGGUGGGCCAGGAGAUAGAAGUCAGACCGGGUAUUGUUUCCAAAGACAGUGAAGGAAAACUCAUGUGUAAACCAAUCUUUUCCAAAAUUGUAUCACUUUUUGCCGAACAUAAUGAUCUUCAAUAUGCUGCUCCAGGGGGUCUUAUUGGAGUUGGAACAAAAAUCGACCCCACUUUGUGCCGUGCUGACAGAAUGGUGGGGCAGGUACUUGGUGCUGUUGGAGCUUUACCUGAGAUUUUCACAGAAUUGGAAAUUUCCUAUUUCCUGCUUAGACGACUUCUAGGUGUACGCACUGAAGGAGACAAGAAAGCAGCAAAGGUCCAAAAACUGUCUAAGAAUGAAGUGCUCAUGGUGAACAUAGGAUCACUGUCAACAGGAGGGAGAGUUAGUGCUGUCAAGGCUGAUUUGGGCAAAAUUGUUUUGACUAAUCCUGUAUGCACAGAAGUAGGAGAAAAGAUUGCCCUUAGUCGAAGAGUUGAGAAACACUGGCGUUUAAUUGGUUGGGGUCAAAUAAGAAGAGGAGUGACAAUCAAGCCAACCGUAGAUGAUGACUAAAGAAUCCCAGUUAAAUAAUACAUUUGGAUGGAGCUGGAAUUUCUCUUAACAACCUAGGGGUAUAUUUUCAGAGCAAUACUAUGGAAUUAAUUUCACAGCUCAUUACCUUAGUAGGUAGCUGUAAGGUUAUUCUCAUUUUUUGAUGAUGAAAAUUUAACCUGUAGCACUAAUAUAGUAUCUACAAUAAAUGUGAAAAUUGGUAUGAUGUUGGAUUGAAUCUACAUUUUAACAGAAGUUAAACAUUCCUAAGAAACGUAUAAUUUAUACAUCCAUGCAGGUUUAAAAUGAAACUGUUUGCCACACAUCCAGCCUUUGCUGUAACAUGCAUGCCAUGGAAUCUGUUUGAAAUAAAAUUUUUCCUUUUCUUUUUUAUGAUUCUUUUCUGUAGCACCAGGCUGAAGGACUGUUACACCAGUAAAAACUGGAAGACACCGCCUCCCUUUGGCCCCAUAUUUUAUGUUUUAUCUUUGAAAUUUUGAGAGAAAAUGAAAUCAAUAAGUUCAGAUAAAAUUGCCUUUUUGAGCACACGUGCUCAUUCCCAUGACAAACGUUUCCUCUUAUUAUUUUCCUGGCCUAAAACAUAGGAAACCAGAAUCAGAAGUUCUCGCCCUCUCACCAUGGUGCCCUGAUAUUAUUUCUAUGUUUGUUUAUGCCUAAAACCUAACAGUCACUCAUUGGAAAUAAUGUUAGACCAAAUUAUUCUAGAUAACUAACAAAGAUCUUUCCAGUCUUUACAUUUGGAGGGGGUUUGUUGGUUGAUAGGUUGCACUGCUGGGGAUCUAACCUAGGGUCUCAUGAGGCAAGUGCUCUACCACUGAGCUGUACCCCCUGCCCUGUUAGUUUCUUAACUACUUAGUUGGUAUGAUUAUGAAAUAGAUUCUAAUCUUAGUAAUCUUUGGACUUUGCAAGAGAUUAAAAGGUAAAAAAGCAAAAGGUGAGUCCUUUUAAUUUUUAACACAUUUUCCACGUCCCUGUAUUCUUCCUGGUACUGUGCUUUUAAAUUUUUAUUUAUUUAUGAUUUUGCUUCAUAAGAGAUUCUGUUUUUUUAAAACUCCCCAGUGUUGAGAAGUAGGCAUAUUAAAUAAAAGUACCUCGAGCUGGGGAUGUGGUUCAGUGGUAAGAGUGUUUGCCUAGCAUGUGCAGGGUCCUUGGUUCAAUCCCUAGCACCACCCCAAAAAAAAAAUUUUUGGUAGUCUGAUAAUAUGCUUUAGUUUGCUUUUCUUAAAUCUACAUUGAGAUGAGAUUUCAUGCCACAGUCUGUCAUAUUAUGCUCUUUUGGACAUUGAAGUUGCAUUGAAGAAUUUUUGAAGCUGUGGGGUAGUAGGCUGUGAUUUGUUAAUGAGUUUUGAAGAAACAUAUUAUUAAUGUUACAAUGCUUGAUUGACUUUGAAGGGUUGUGCUGUAUCAAAGGAACACAUUUAAAUAAAACAAGGUUUUAAAUUUAGCAAUUUUA